GCUAGGUUGGCUAAGGAUACACAGCCUUCCAUCUCUUGAGUUCUGAACGUUUACCAACCAGCUACGCAACAUGGAAACCUUCUUGAAAGACGGUUCAAGAAGGGUCUACAUUUAGACUGGUUUUAAAGGGACUCUACUACACCCACCUUGCUCCAGAAAAGAAUCAUCAAUAUGGGAAACAUUGCCUUUGGCGUAAUCCUUGCUGUGCUGGCUUCACUGAUUAUGCUAAUCAAUUGUGUUGUGGUCCUUGCACUGGUGCGGCUGAUCUGGAAGAACCAUUGCCCUAGCCUGUGCUUUGUUUUAAACCUCGCUAUCUCUGACUCCUUGGUGGGCUUCACCAUUACGGGUCUGGUUAAUGAAGAACUGUCUGGUCCUAAGCACCAGACACCCCAGCGAUACUGUGUCUUACAAAUGGCUUCCAUCACCUGCCCUUCCGCUGCCUCCAUCUUCACAGUGAUUCUGGUCACCUUUGACCGAUACCUGGCUAUUACGCAUCCUUUCCGCUACUUCAGAAUCAUGGCUAGCCCAGUGGUCGGGAUUUGUAUCGGAGGCCCCUGGCUGCUGGCCUGUUUGAUCGGCUUCGUACCUGUGAUGGUCCACAGUUUCCAGGAGAAGAACUACCAAGGUCUGUGCACCUUCUUCGCAGUAUUUCAGCCGACGUACAUCCUGGUGGUCUUCUGUGUCAGCUUCUUCCCAGUGUUCUUUAUCUUCCUCUGUUUCCACUGCCGCUUGCUCAAGGUUGCUUCUUUGCACAUCCAGCACAUCCGAGAACUGGAACCCGCCGGUCUGCCAGUUGCCUGCCCAGCCUCUCAGCCUGCCAAUGAUACCAAAGCACUGCGUACUGUGUCCAUCCUGGUUGGUUGUUUUGCCUUCUGCUGGUCCCCCUUCUUUGUGGUUAGCAUUGUCCAGAUUGCCUGCCAACGCUGUUACCUCCAUCGCCUGCUAGAGCACUACCUCUGGGUGUUGGGCGUGUGCAACUCUCUAGCAAAUCCCCUAAUCUAUGGAUAUUGGCAGAAGGAAGUUCGCCUGGAGAUCUGUCAGAUGUGUUUGUGCCUGAAGAACAAAAUCUUUCCUCUUUUUCACUUUGAUAGCCACCCUGAUGCUGCUGUCACCCAGGCUGGGGGACCACUCUAUAUCAUCUCACUAGCCCAGCUGAAGGACUGAUGUAGGUUUUUUUAAAAAAUGUCACUCCUGGUGAUAAACCACCACCUUCCAUAAGCAAACCAUUGGCUAGUGAAAAAUGUUGUGGGAUGCCGCUGCUAAGGAAGGAGAGCCUAUAUCCAAACUUUAUUAACUCUCGGUGCUUAAUUGCGCCAAUGAUGCCAAGAAAGUCUGGCGUACGCAAACAUAAGCUCUGAGAAAUUACCCGUUUCAGUUUUAUUGUUUUAUUCAGUCAGUUUUAUUGCCCUUUGAUUGUGUUUGCCCUUAACAAAAACAGACAUAUGGAGGAGUGAACGAUGCUGAAGAAACCCCGAAAGGAGGAAUAUUAACAAAUAUGUUGGAGCCCAUUAGGGAGAAUUGAGCUGAAAUGCCCAUCUGUGAUGCCGGAUCGCGCAUCGAGAGCAGUUGGUGUGUUGCCACAAAAACUUGACAAAGAAGAUGCCAGUCCAUCUGACCAGUGUGGGUGGAGGACUGUUGUUUGGGAAAACGUCCAAUGCCAGUUCCACCAACCACUUCAGAUGGAUCAAGGAAAUCAAGAGGAUCAUUCAGUUUUAUCCAUUUGCUAGCUUGUGACUGAUAUUGUGGAGGUCUUGGUUAUGCACAGAACUGUCACACACACGUUUUUGCUUGCUUAAGGGUUGAAGAAUCCAUCAAGGUUAAAUCCUGUUCUAUUUUCUUUCGUAAUAGUAAGAUCCCUCUCCCCAGGCACCUGCUGCGUGGCUGCUUUUAUUGUCCACUGUGUUGUCAUGCACCUGCUGUAGUUGAAUUGCAUCAUUUGGAUUCAUUUCCCUUUCCUAAGGACAUCUCUCUCGGUAUUGUGUCUUGGAUAGCCAUGUUCCUAAAAAGCUAUUUUUAUCUGCUAAAUGGUGGUGGGAGGUGUAAGGGGUUUUUUUUUUUGUAGGAGGGAACCCAUAUUGAUUGAUUGUAGCCAAAAAUCAGGCUUCAGGUCCGGUACCAUCUUUUCAUCUAAGAGAUUUUAUUAAAAGGCACAAGCUUUUAUGAGUUGCUAACAACCAGUCUCUCUCUGAUUUUUCACUCUUAUCGUGCGAGUUAUCCUGCAGUCAACCAGAAGCUACAAUUCACUGGAUGAAUCUUGAGGAUUACCCGGGUGAUCCUUUCUCUAGAGUUGAACUGGUUUGCAACGGUACCAAGUCAGGAUUCAAGGACAUUAACUUAACCCUGGCAGGUGUAUAAAUCACGUAGCUGGACAGGCAAUUCUUAUUUCUUCCUUUCAAAGAAAAGACCUGUUGUUUAAACAUGCAGGCGCCUGCCCUAGUUUCAGAAAAAUGUUGUAUUUGCAGAUAUAUACACAUACACGCACAUCACAGGAUUCGAUUCCAAUAAAUAGUUUUAAUAGGGUUAUAUGACACUGGAAGAAGGACUGCAGCAGCCCCCAUAUUUCUCCCUUUGGCAUUAGCCAAAGGGAGAGGGAUUGCCUGCUGCAAAAGCCACAUGUCAGUGAAAAGGAUUUCUGACUCAAACGCUCUUCAUGGAAGAUACAAACACAGACAUAAGUGCUCUCCCUCCACGUUCCACCGUCUUCCUUGGGGGAAAGCACAUGCACUGGGCACUGAAUACUGCAUUUGUGGACCCAUUCUCCCCCUCCCCUGAAGCCACCCUCCCAAUACUGGGCACUCAGCACCUGGAGGGUAAAACAAAGUCCAUGUAGACAAAAA
Messenger RNA from Crotalus tigris (Tiger rattlesnake), 2837 nucleotides. RefSeq names its product G protein-coupled receptor 119 (gene GPR119). The coding region runs from base 172 to 1164 and encodes 330 amino acids. The record is from RefSeq and is a predicted model, not a curated record. Gene Ontology annotation, cellular component: membrane. Gene Ontology annotation, molecular function: phosphatidylcholine binding; G protein-coupled receptor activity. Gene Ontology annotation, biological process: G protein-coupled receptor signaling pathway. The transcript has 2 exons. NCBI's taxonomy places the organism in Eukaryota, Metazoa, Chordata, Lepidosauria, Squamata, Viperidae.